GAGAGGCAAAAAUGAGAUGAUCCUGGAUACCGUUUUGCGAAUGGAAGCUUCAAUUGCCGAGCUCAGGGGUAUGAUCGAUGAAUACCAGGCUAUGGGCUCUGCCUCAAAUUUCAGAGAUGGCACUCAGGCCAAUACAACGUCCCCAGUCUCGACAAUCACCCCAAGGUCUCAGGAUGCACGGCAUCACCCAGGCGGAUGCACAAUUAGGGACCCGACUGAAAGUGCUAUUCUUUCAUCAGGGCAUCUUUCCUCCGCAGAGUCUCUUCUCAAGUGGUCAGUCUUCCUUAAUCAUCCUUCAAUACUGAGGGAGACAGAGGCUUCUUUCUUGUCCCUCGAAUGUGCACGAGAGUCCUUUCGAAGCAAAGUCUACGCGAUAUUUCCCACGCUGGGACUGUCUGAAAUUAAAAAAAUGGUGGGUACUUUCCAACAGACAUAUAAUUUUUGGUUCCCCACAAUGAGCUUCAACGAUCUGAAGUCCUUGGAAAUGAGGAUUUAUCAGGAGAACUUGGAGCCUAACUGCCAAUCAUGCCUGGCCUUGUUGGUCAUGGCUUUGGGCUGCGUGGGUGCUUCUGUCAUAGAUGGCGAGAAAACCUCCGAACAUGAGUCUCAACAAUUAAAGUUGCAGGGUGUGACAUGGUUCACUGCUGCAAUGAAGAUGCUCCAUUUGGCGCACAUUGAAAUGAGUGUGGAAGCAUGCCAGUGCCUCCUGCUUACUGGUCUCUACUUCUCCUUUUUGCAAAGGCCACUGCAGACAUGGUCCUACGUGAACAGCGCAGCGACCCGUUGCCGGUUCUUACUGUCUUGUCCUUUCGACAAUCCAGAGCGUGAUGACCGAGAGCACAUUACCCGAAUAUUUUGGUCUUGCUUCGUAUUAGAAAAUAACUACAUCUCCGAGUUACCAACUCUUCCACAAAAUUGCAACGCCGAAAUCGAAUCAAUCAUAUCUCUUCCAGGAAAAUUCCAUUCACACGAAACCAUCGAAGACGAAGAAAAAUCGACAUUCUAUUUGCUCGCAUCAAUAGCACUUCGCCGCCUGCUCAACAGAGCGCACUAUAUGCUCUAUGACCGCGACAUCGGCCUCCAAAUCGACUCUAACAGUUUCUCUUCGGUAAACCAAGAGCUGGCACGCCAAUUACAAGACUGGUAUCAGACUCUACCUUCAAGUCUGCAAUUUUCUGAUGACGGAAAGCCUGCGGAUGACCCCCACAGCGAGUACCUGCGGCAGUGGUAUUUGAGCUGUCGGAGUGUCAUAUACAGACCUUUCCUUGAAUGGGCGCUGGCCAACCCACUGUGGAAUCUGAAUAAUAACCCAAGUGUGCUAGAUGGAUGUCGGGUUGCGCUUGAUAGUUGUCUUUUCAAAUUGAGGGAUCUGAAGCAAGUGCCAUAUACUGUGAUGGUCGAUACCUGGCCGUGUUCCCUUUCACUUGCGACGGCUAUGUUAACUCUUAUGGGUGGCUUUUGUCAUCCACAGUUGACAACACAGCUUCGCCAUAUCACCAUUUUGGACCUAGGACCUCACUUAGAUGAGCUUCUACAACGAUGGAUGAGUAUCCACGGGUCCAGCAUUUCCCCUGGUGUUGAGAAGGCAUUGCGAUUGAUCAUGAAAGCUCACGAGUUUUUUCAGAGCAAAAGUGCCGAAUUUUGUUCUUCCCCAGAAGGAGAACAACAUCUGUCUCCUUAUGCACUCCGGAUGUCUCCCGGAUAG
Messenger RNA from Penicillium antarcticum, 1705 nucleotides. RefSeq names its product fungal specific transcription factor domain-containing protein. The coding region runs from base 17 to 1705 and encodes 562 amino acids. NCBI's taxonomy places the organism in Eukaryota, Fungi, Ascomycota, Eurotiomycetes, Eurotiales, Aspergillaceae. The record is from RefSeq and is a predicted model, not a curated record. The transcript is spliced from 3 exons. Gene Ontology annotation, biological process: DNA-templated transcription. Gene Ontology annotation, molecular function: DNA binding; zinc ion binding.